Messenger RNA from Bemisia tabaci, 4393 nucleotides. RefSeq names its product proteasomal ATPase-associated factor 1. Lineage: Eukaryota; Metazoa; Arthropoda; Insecta; Hemiptera; Aleyrodidae. The record is from RefSeq and is a predicted model, not a curated record. Gene Ontology annotation, molecular function: protein binding.
AAAUAAUAAACAAAGAUUCGUGAAGAUGAAAGACAGCUGAAAGUUCAGGAAAAUCAUUUUUGCUCCCUAUUAUCGUGGUCUAUUCUUUUAUUAACACUAUCAUUCGGUGUUCUAAUCACUAUCAUUCAUUAUAAAUUACUUUUUGCCCGAUAUUCUCUUGCCCUUUUAGAAAUAACAAAUCCUGCUGUGCCCUACAUUUGUCUUGGUUACUCUUCUUUAAAAAUCAGUUCUUCCUACUCUUGUUAACUUCAGAAUGCUUAUCAACACCUCAUCCGACUACGUGCCGAUCAUUUCUAUCCAGAACGAUUGGGAAGAAAGCAUCAAGAAGCCAAAUGACACAGCAUGGGUGUCGUCCAGUUUCAAAGAUGGUGAGUGCACUCAAGGACAACUAACGUUUGUCAGUGUCACUGCAACUGGGACUCCUGUUGUAAGAGCAUCUCAUGGAUUCACCGUUGAGGCAGCUUCAAAAGAUACAAUUCAGAUCAGACGCACCAACACACCUUUUAUGUGCGUGUUUUUAGCUGCAUUAAAAACAUACCCGGAUAUUCAUGAAAGAAAUAUAAUAUCUCUUGAUGUCACAGAGCAAGGAUUGGCAGUUUCAGCUAGUUUCGAUAAAAUGAAGGUGUUCAAUCUACGGACAGGAGAAGUUAGAUGUACUCUGACAGGGCAUGUAGCUGACAUCUACAAAUGCAGAUGGUUUCCAAGUGGGGAGGUCAUUUUGUCCUGUGCUGCUGAUAUGCAGAUCAAAAUUUGGUCAGCCGAAAAUGGAAAUUGCGCAGCAACUUUAAUUGGCCAUACAAGAGCAGUGACAGAUGUAGCCAUCAUUGAAAGGGGCAGAAAUAUCAUUUCUGUUUCAAAGGACGGAUAUGCAAAGCUGUGGGAUUGUGGAAAAUCAGCAGUUAUCUCCGACUUGACAAAAGUGGACUCAGCUAUAUUCUGCUGUUCUCUUUCUAGUGCGCCUACAUUUUUAGAACUGGGCGAUCCUCCCUCAACUCCAAGUGAGCGUGAAAUUGGGACAGAAAAUAAGAUACUUAUUAUCGGUUGUGAAGAUGGGACUGUCCAGUGUGUGGCUGUCCAAAGUCGAAAGCUACUCUUGACGACUUUUACAGGUAGUGCAGUCAACUGUUGUACAUUUGUCAACAGUAGCCAGUUCAUUGUUGGAUGCCAAGAUGGGCGAAUCCUUCUCUACAACUUGAGUGAUGCAACGCAACAUGCAUGGGCAUGGUACGACAGUAACAGUCCAGUCAUGUCACUCAUGGUUUAUAAGACUUAUGGAUUUAUGGCUGGUCAUGCUGAUGGCAUUUGCAUUUUCCGCUCUUUUAAAAACAAAUGCACGACGCGCCUCCAACUUACAGGACCUCUUUGCGACCCUGUCUAUAGUAUUGUCUCAGAUAGCAAGUUUGUCUAUACAUCUACUAGAGAUUCAGUCAUUCGCGCUUACUCACCCUUCUCACACAUUGUCAAGUUUUUUGAUGAGAUUAGUUAAUCUCACUGACUCAAAUUAAUUUUCUGUUAAUUUUUAAGACUUCCAACUUAAAGUAAGCUGAGCUACAAACUUAUGAAAGUAUCAUGCUGAAAAGUAAAAUCAAAACAAAGACUCGAGAUUAACUUGAAAUUUUAAGCUCUUAUUUUCCUCCAGAAGUUUUUGCAGGAUUACUGAGUGUCUCCUAUUUUUUCUCAUAAUUUGUUGGUGGUUUAAACUAUCACUCUGGUGACGCAGAGGGCGUAUCUCUAUUUUCACAUGAGCCUCAGAAAGCAUGGCGCUAUGUAGUCGAUAAGGUUCUUGUGGAGUUUGAGAUACGUUCUUGGGUCAGAGGGGGAAAGAAAUUUCAUUAAUCUAGCAUAGCAUUGUUUUCUUUCACUGAAAGAUUUUACUCUAUCAUCGAUUUCCAGAGAUGGUACGACUAUCCUAUUUAAUACCAUUAUGAAUUUUAAGUCAUCAAUCUCCUGUUUUUAAAAUCGAAAAUCUAGUGCAUCUCAACUCAAUUUUGUUUACUGUUGUCCAGAUUGUUUUUAUCAACUGUUCUUUAAUUUAAUGUUUAUUUUUAUUUAAUUUAAUUUGUUGCCAUUUUACAGGGCACAGAUUUGAUGUUGCACUUUGUGUUUAGAAUAAAAGGAAUAAGACCAAAUGAAUGAUUUCUUUACUUCACUUGUUCUGAGAAACUGAAUGCAAUCUCCAGGACAAUUUCUCUUCAAAAAUGUUUAGUGACGAAUCUUUAGGAAGUCAGUAUACUGCUAAAAUAUACUCGGUUUAACUGCGCAAAAGACUCCCGAAAAAAAGAUUAUUUUCCUGAUAAUAUUUUUUAUCAAUAUUGGUCCAACAGAGCUUGGUAUAAAUUCUUGCACAGCCAGACUACAACAUUUUACAAAAAGGAAGACAAACCUUCAUAAAAGUAAAAAAUGACACGAUCUCAAUGCUCCCUUUAUCUUACUAAACACACUUAAGCUCCAGCAUGUUUCUCAUACUCAAGAAAAACUAGCCAGUAAGAAUAGUGUCAAAGGAUCCUACAGAGAGGAAAAAACUCUUGAUUUCAUAUCUGUGACUAACAUCCAGAUUCAUCUGUUUCCUAUCAAUGCUUCAUAGCAAACAAAUUUUUCACUGUUAAACUUGAAAUUUUUAGUACAGUUUUUUAAACGAUGAUACUACUUUUCUGAAAAUUUGAAGCACUCAGUUGCUUCAUGCUUCUGAGGGAAAAUGAUUUACAGCAUUGAUGCCAUAAAUGGAGGAACAACAUAGGAUGUCCUGAAAUGAUCAGGGCCGACUCUUUGAUUAAAAUUCUAAGCAACCUCUUGAGCAGAUUUUAGUUUUUCUGGAAGAAUGUGUUAAAAAUAAUUCAUUUAAAAAAGUCUCAGCCUGUUUGAAUAAAAAUCGGUCAAUUCAUGACAGUUUGAAAGAGGAAUGUGUGGCUACUACCUAUGGUUUCUUCUAACAAUUUAUUCGUGUCAAAUUAAAAACUUGAUGAAACUUUGCCAGAUGCUCUGAUUAUACUGAUGAACAUAGUUUAGCAACAUCUAGCACAAUUUGGCUAUGCUAAUUUAUUGUACUACAUGAGACACAACUUUACAAGGAUGGAAAAUAGAUUUGUGCAUGGUUGCAGGGGUUACAUCUUGAACCAUGCAUUAACUAAACAGUAUUGUCAAGUCGUAUUAGAUGUUGCCAAGCAGUGUUUGGAGGCAAAAGAGCAUCUAAAAAUAUUUAUCAGCUUAUUUCGGUAAGAGAACAUUUUUCAAAGAAAAACAGAGGAUGCCAUAUACGCCGUGCUCCGAACACGAUAAAUUAGGCUUGUUUUGCUCAAAUUAGCUGAUGUUGGUAUUAAUCAAUUUCUUUUGACAUCUCCAUUGUAAAGAAAUCAUGGUCACUUUGAUAGGUUGCUCGGUUUUUUUUAAUUGGAGCACUAGCCCAGAUCAUUUACAGACACCCUCUUAUACUUAUAACUUGAUAAUUAAAAUUUAAAAAGUCCAAUUUAGAAUGAACCAGGUUAGGUAUUAAUUUGAGUUUCCUAGAAACUUUGGAGCGAUUUUCACUGUAAAUUAAAAAGAUUGAGAGAUUUUCCCACAAAUUUGUUUUAUGGAAAAAGUUCUUUCCUCUUUGAGAAAUGGACAAUUCUUAGGACUAAUAAUUCAGUACAUUUGAAGUUUUCUUCAAAAAAGAAAUGAAUAUGCUCUGUUGAAAUAUUUUUACAAACUUAAAUUACUUAUUUAUUCUUCUUAGAAGUACUAAAACACUUCAGAGGGAAUGUUUGAUUAGUCACCUUUUUCUGAAAGGAAGCGAAAUAGAACUUUUGUAUCAUGAAAAAGCAACUAGGAGAGAGGGAGAACGCUUUAGUUGCAAAACCGAUCAACCUACAAACGGAAGUAGUGGCACCAUUUUUUUCUUUGUUUAUUCAAAAUUUCGUCUCAAUAUUGGGAGAUCGGGCGCUGGAAAAAUUUUAACAGAUCUAUAUUAUUUCUAAUAUAUAAAUCAUUGAUGUUAGACAUGGUUAAAGAAAAUAUAUUUCACAAGAGCUUCAUGAAAAAUAUAAUGUACCUCUGGACAGGGUCAGAAUUUAAUAACCACAACACUUGUUUUUUCAUGAACACUUUUCGAUGAGUACCUUCGUAAGCUUUUAAACCUGAGUGAGAAUUUGAUGCAAUCUUUGUCUAUCAUAUCAAACGUCCUUCUCGGCAAAUUAAUGAAAACUUUCUGCAUCCGAUCGCAUACAGAACUCAUUUUAACAGUUUCCAGAACGGUUCUCUCUACACUUGCUUUGAUGAAAAGCUGGAUUGAGAAUAUCAUGAUUAGGUACCUACUACAUGACAGGUAAAAAAGGGGAAAAGGUUUUAUCCAACAUGAUUUUGGUGUUUUGAUGACUCAAACUUUCGUUUUCAACAGUCAAUUUAAUCAGUGUCCACU